CCCAUCUCUAAUCAGCCGUUACGUCACGCCAAUCAGCUGUUGCUGGACGCAAAAUUGUUCCUGCCGGAAAAUAAUGAAUUUCCUUAAAAAGCUGGUGCCGCAGGUGGCGUUGGCGGAGGCCCAGCUGCUCAGUCGCUCGAGCAUCCACACCAGCGCCGUGUGCUGUCGCGUGCAAUCGGGGCGCUACCGCAUAACCACAAAGCGGAACAGGCCGCUCACAUACGAGAUGGCUAAUCCGCCGCAUUUCAUUGGCCACCGCAAGUCGUGGAACUCUUGGAACACUUCCACCCUGGAGGAUGGCCUGCGCCCCUCCCAGACCGCCAUCGAGGAUGUGUUCAUUCGCAAGUUCAUGACGGGCACCUGGCACGCCCUCGUCUGCUCCGAGGUCAUCAUCAAGCGGCAACACAACACUAUUCGAAUCGCGGCCCUCAUCCGGCAGGCGAUUACUCCGCGCAAAAUGUACUUCCUUAUCGGCUAUACGGAGGAGCUGCUCUCCUACUGGAUGCAGUGCCCAGUGACCUUGGAACUGCAGACGGUGGGUGACAAGAACGAUGUGAUCUUCAAAUACAUUUAGUUGCUUUCUUUCGCCUUUAUAUGCCCAAUAUAAAAAAAAUUAGAAUAAUGUAA
Drosophila kikkawai is the source of this 627-nucleotide messenger RNA. RefSeq names its product mitochondrial ribosomal protein S24 (gene mRpS24). Gene Ontology annotation, biological process: translation. The record is from RefSeq and is a predicted model, not a curated record. Gene Ontology annotation, cellular component: mitochondrion. NCBI's taxonomy places the organism in Eukaryota, Metazoa, Arthropoda, Insecta, Diptera, Drosophilidae.